AUGCCGGAGGAGGACACGCUUGAGAAUCACGAGGCGCUCUCUGCGUCCCGAGCCAUGGAGAUCGAGGUUGCUAGCAUGAAGUUUCUGAGGUCCCAGACGUCCAUACCAGCCCCUCGUGUUAUCGACUACGACAUGGCCGCUGAAAAUGAAGUCGGUGCGCCUUACAUUCUUAUGGAAUACAUUCACGGAAGCGUUGCCUCGGAGCUUCGACGCGCAAGGUCGUGCGCCCCCCAGAUGUUCGGAAAUUCUGAGCAGGAUCGCAAGUUCCGGGAACAGAUGGCCCAGAUCCAGGCCACCUUGGCAUCGUUUCGUUUCCCUCAAAUUGGCAGCCUCUACUACAUCCAGGAAACAGAUGACUUCUACAUCGGCCCGGAACUCCAAACCGGGAAGGGGCCAUGGCGCUCCAGUGCCGAGUACUACGACGAUCUCGCCAACUACUUACUGAAAUCAGCCUCAAGCCACGAAGAGCUGAAGCAGAGCCAGGCGUACAUGCUCCCGGCCAUCCUCCGCCACCUGAUGCGCAUCCACGGCGAGGAGCCCACCGGUCCGUUCCGGCUGACCAACCGCGACUUCGGCGCGCACAACAUCCUCGUGAACGAGGACUUCGAGAUCGUCGGCGUGAUCGACUUCGACGGCGUGAUGGCUGCCCCGCUCGAGGUCGUCGCCCAGUACCCGGUGCUCUCCUUCCUCGAGACGGAGCCGCCUGGCGUCGUCCCCACGCUUCCGGCCGCGAUCGAGCGGGUCAGACGCACAGCGCCCAGGCUGCAGGAGUACAAAGAGCUGCUGGCGAGAUUUGAGUCGGGAGAGGACGGGAAAGGAGGGUCGACGGUCUCUGACAGGCUGGGAUCGACGUCUGCGAGCGUCUACAGGGGCAUGCUGGCUUACGCACAGCAUCAGGAUUUUGUGAAUGAGGAGUGGAUGAAGGCUUGUUUGAAGAUGGUGUUGGAUUACGCAGAACAGGGGUAA
Thermothielavioides terrestris NRRL 8126 is the source of this 966-nucleotide messenger RNA. RefSeq lists its product as uncharacterized. The record is from RefSeq and is a predicted model, not a curated record. Lineage: Eukaryota; Fungi; Ascomycota; Sordariomycetes; Sordariales; Chaetomiaceae. The transcript has 2 exons. Bases 1 to 966 code for a protein of 321 amino acids.